UGUAGUGUCAUUCAUUGUUGUCGAGAGGUGAAAUGGCGCAGCAAAGAAAUGAAGCACCAGAGGUGAAACUCAGCUGUUCGAUCUGUCUGGAUCUACUGAAGGAUCCGGUGACUAUUCCCUGUGGACACAACUACUGCAUGAGCUGUAUUAAAACCUCCUGGGAUGAAGGACAUCAGGGAGGAAUCUACAGCUGUCCUCUGUGCCGAGAGACUUUCUACCCGAGGCCUGUCCUGGUGAAAAACACCAUGUUGGCAGAUUUAGUGGAUGAACUGAAGAAGUCUGGACACCAAACUGCUCCAGCUGAUCACUGCUAUGCCAGACCUGGAGAUGUGGCCUGUGAUGUCUGCACUGGGAGGAAGCUGAAAGCCUUCAGGUCCUGUCUGGAUUGUCGGGCCUCUUACUGUGAGCAACACCUUCAGCCUCACUACCAAUCUCCUACUUUAAAUCACAAACUUUUUGAAGCGUCUGUUAAGCUCCAGGAGAACAUCUGCUCCCGUCACGGUGAGGUAAUGACGUUUUUCUGCCGCACUGAUCAGCAGUGUAUCUGCAUUCUCUGCUCAAUGGAUAAUCAUAAUGGCCAUGACAUUGUCUCAGCUGCAGCAGAAAGGACUGAGAAGCAAAACAAGCUUGGUGAAAUUUGGCAAAACAUCCAGCCAAAAAUCCAGGAACGAGAGAAAGAUGCAAAGCUGCUUCAGAAAGAAAUGGAAACUAUCAAUAACUCUGCAGAUAAAGCAGUGGAGGACAGUGAGAAGAUCUUUACUGAGUUGAUCCGUGUCAUAGAGAAAAGAAGCUCUGAGGUGAAGGAGCAGAUCAGAUCCUGGCAGAAAACUGAAGUGAGUCGAGUCAAAGAGCUUCAGGAGAAGCUGGACCAGGAGAUCACUUACAUGAAGAGGAAAAACGUCGAGCUGGAGGAGGUCUCACGCUCAGAGGAUCACACCAAGUUUCUUCAAAGUUACCACUCACUGUCCAUACUUACUGGAUCUACAUACUCACCACUACCAAAAACUGAUCGUUUGUGGUACUUUAAGGAUGUGAUUGCAGCUGUGACAGCAGCAAGUGAUAAAAUGCAGAACAUUCUUACUGAGAAACUGUCUUUCUCAAAACUCAUGAACAGCGCUCAGUUCUUACAAUAUUCAUGUGAAAUCACAAUGGAUCCAAACACAGCAGGCACGAAGCUGGUUUUAUCAGACGAGAACAGAAAAAUAACAUAUGCUGACCAAUAUAUGUCAUAUCCUGAUCAUCCAGACAGAUUUGAGUACCUACCUCAGGUCCUGAGUAAAGAGGGACUGACUGGACGUUGUUACUGGGAGAUGGAGAUAAGCAGGGAUGCUAAAGUAGCAGUCGCUUACAAGAGUAUUGCCAGAUCAGGGGAGUUUAGCGCACGUUUCUUUGGACAGAAUAAGAAGUCCUGGGUAUUACGUUGUGACGAUAGUUACACCUUCACACAUGACGGCGACCACACAUUCAUCUCUGCUCCUAAAUCCUCCAGAGUAGGAGUGUACCUGGAUCACAGUGCAGGUACUCUGGCCUUCUUCAGCGUCUCUGAAACUAUGACUCUCCUCCACAGAGUCCAGACCACAUUCACUGAGCCGCUCUAUGCUGGAGUUUGGCUUUUGGGUUUUUGUGGAGAUACUGCUGAGUUUUGUAAACCAAGGUAAUCAUGAAAAGCCAGAGGAGUGGUUAAUAUCAAAGAAAUGUAUCGUAACCUCUGCAGGACAUGAAUAAAAGAGGCAGUUUAGGUUUAAGUGAUUUAACUCAGGGUGGCUGGUGCUAUUGGGACCUUUUGUUUGUUUUAAUCAAAUGCAGAAUGUGUAAAUAUUUGCAAUUGUUUCAAAUUAUGCCUCAUGUAAGACAGGUCAGGAGUCAACAUUAUAUUUACUUCCCAGAAAAGAUUCUGAGGCAGUGAGUAAAACUGAUAAUCAAUAAUUUGAGUGACUGUUAAACUUGUUCAUUAUUUGGUGCAUUUUCUGUAUUUCUGUUUAAUAUACUCUAUGUGUGACAAAUAAGAUAACUACACAUUACUGUUUAGUCCUCUGAUGCAAUGCAAAGGUUUUAUUGAUGUGACUGUAAAUACGCAAAUUUAGAAUAGCUAACAAUAUAUUUUAUGCUGUUAUUAGAUAUAUUUAAUAGGCAGAGGAACUAAAAGAUGUUUUCUGAAGACGCAUUUUAAAUGAGAAUGAUUAGAAAUGUAAAAUGUAAUAAACUGCCUGAGAUUUUCUAAAUUCACAGAUUCAGACUGUUAUUUUGUGAGUGUUUAAAGUCUAAUUCUUCUCAUCAACCAGCUAUUUUUACAUGAAUAAGCAGCUGAAACGCUGAAUUAUUAAUAAAGAAACCCUACUAACCACUUAGUUUGACGGAAAUAAACAUAACUACAAAAAUAUUCAAGAAUGCAAAGAUGUAAAUAAGCAAACUUAGAAGUAACAACAGUAAGUCAGAGCUAGUGAAGGUGAAAUAAAACAUGUCAGCUGUACUACAACCUCUGAUAAAACAGAGCAGUUAUUAAUACAAAAAGAAGGAAAAAACAAAAGUUAAAGUAGAAGGGCAUUCUGAGAGCACAGACCUCUGCAAAGGCAUGCCCUAUCUCACAAUGUUAAUACAGCGUCAAUGUUCGUGAACGCAUUUUACAGAUUAUUCAGACACCACAUGAAUGCAGCACAAAUCUCGCAAUGUUAACGAAAUUAGAAAUAAUUUGUGUAUCUGCCCCAUGAUUUGGAUCUGCUCUAAAGUGUUAUUGGUUCUUCUUUGGCCAAAGCUACAACCUCCCACCAGGUUUUAUGAAAAUCGGGACAGUAUUUUGUUUUUUUAAUCCUGCUGUCAAGUAAGUUGAGAUCCUUGACGUGAGCCAACAAGUGGAAAACAAGGGACAUUCCAUCAGUAGUCUCUGAAAUGGGAAAUAAGGGACUUUCCAUGACAGGUGUCUACCUAGGAAGAUUGGGGACUUUCCGCCUGAGUAGAUGAGGAAAUGCACAAUGAGCAAUAGGUAAAAAGAAGAUAGUGAUUCUAAAGCUACAAGCAAAACAUGUGUAUAUUGAAGGAAUGAUUAUUGGUUGAUUGUUAAGGAUAAUUAUAUAACAAAAUGUGAGAGCAACGAACAAAGCCACUAUCGCAGAGAGAGGAUCUCCUAUUACUUACGGCCGGCACGGGAGUGUCUGGCAAAAGGAGGAUUAACCAUCCCCACCCGGCCUAAGGUUAACAAUCUGGAUUUUAAGGAGCACUCUUUCGUUCACCCUGUCAACAGUGACUGUUCUGGAUACGAGACUUUGCGGACUUUUGGAUUGAGUCGGAAGUCUCAACAGCAAUCAAUCAGUCUCAGUCUCUCUCUCAGUCUCUCUCUCAGUCUCUCUCUGGUUUGGACUUAAACUGUUUCUACUUACGUGUAUUAGGUUAAGCUAAUCACCUUGAGAUCUAUAAAUAAUCAGUAUUAAGAAUCAAAUGCUUCAUGCAAUUCCCUUGCUAAAUCCUGCAA
This is a messenger RNA of Perca fluviatilis (European perch), 3466 nucleotides long. RefSeq names its product tripartite motif-containing protein 16-like. The record is from RefSeq and is a predicted model, not a curated record. Gene Ontology annotation, molecular function: zinc ion binding; protein binding. The coding region runs from base 33 to 1658 and encodes 541 amino acids. The transcript has 2 exons. Lineage: Eukaryota; Metazoa; Chordata; Actinopteri; Perciformes; Percidae.